Miscanthus lutarioriparius is the source of this 2265-nucleotide messenger RNA. The record is from the annotation of a GenBank genome assembly. Lineage: Eukaryota; Viridiplantae; Streptophyta; Magnoliopsida; Poales; Poaceae.
AUGAGGACCCAAAAAAGCCUCCUUCCCCUCCUCCUCCUGCUGUCCGCCGCCGCGCUGCUCGCCGUCGCCGACGCGAUGGAGCGCAAGAACUACGUGGUUCAUCUCGAGCCGAGGGACGACGACGACAGCGGCAGCGCCGGUUCGCUGGAGGAGUGGCACCAGUCCUUCUUGCCGGAGGCCACGCUGGACUCGGCGGCGGAUGACGCCCCGAGGAUCAUCCACUCGUACAGCCACGUGCUGACGGGGUUCGCCGCCCGCCUCACCGACGCGGAGGCGGAGACGCUGCGGAGCAAGGAGGGGUGCCUGCGGCUGUACCCCGAGGAGUUCCUGCCGCUGGCGACCACCCACUCGCCGGGCUUCCUCGGCCUCCACAUGGGCAAGGACGGCUUCUGGAGCCGGUCCGGGUUCGGCCGCGGCGUGGUGAUUGGGCUCCUCGACACCGGCAUCCUGCCCAGCCACCCGUCCUUCAACGACGCCGGGCUGCCGCCGCCGCCCAAGAAGUGGAAGGGCACCUGCCAGUUCAGGUCGAUCGCUGGCGGCGGGUGCAGCAACAAGGUCAUCGGCGCGCGCGCGUUCGGGAGCGCGGCCAUCAACAACACGGCGCCGCCCGUGGACGACGCGGGCCACGGCACGCACACGGCCAGCACGGCGGCGGGCAACUUCGUGCAGAACGCCGACGUGCGCGGCAACGCGCACGGCACGGCGUCCGGGAUGGCGCCGCAUGCGCACCUGGCCAUCUACAAGGUGUGCGCGCGGAGCCGGUGCUCCAUCAUGGACAUCGUCGCCGGGCUCGACGCCGCCGUCAAGGACGGCGUGGACGUGCUCUCCUUCUCCAUCAGCGCCACCGACGGCGCGCAGUUCAACUACGACCUCAUCGCCAUCGCCACGUUCAAGGCCAUGGAGCACGGCAUCUUCGUCAGCGCCGCGGCUGGCAACGACGGCCCCGCCGCGGGAUCCAUCACCAACGGCGCGCCGUGGAUGCUGACGGUCGCGGCGGGCACCAUGGACCGCGCGAUACGCACCACCGUGAGGCUCGGCAACGGGCAGGAGUUCGACGGCGAGUCGCUGUUCCAGCCCCGGAACAACACCGCGGGGCGCCCGCUGCCGCUCGUCUUCCCGGGCCGCAACGGCGACCCGGAGGCCCGCGACUGCAGCACGCUGGUGGAGGCCGAGGUGAGGGGCAAGGUGGUGCUGUGCGAGAGCCGCUCCAUCACCGAGCACGUCGAGCAGGGGCAGAUGGUAUCCGCGUACGGCGGCGCCGGCAUGAUCCUGAUGAACAAGGCGGCGGAGGGGUACACCACCUUCGCCGACGCGCACGUGCUGCCGGCGUCGCACGUGAGCUACGCAGCGGGGUCGAAGAUCGCGGCGUACGUCAAGUCGACGCCCAAGCCCACGGCGACCAUCACAUUCCGGGGCACGGUGAUGGGCUCGUCCCCGGCGCCGUCCGUGGCCUUCUUCUCGUCGCGCGGGUCGAACAAGGCGGGCCCGAGCAUCCUGAAGCUGGACAUCACCGGGCCCGGCAUGAACAUCCUGGUGGCGUGGGCGCCCAGCGAGAUGCACCCGCAGUUCGCGGACGACGUGAGCCUCACCUUCUUCAUGGAGUCCGGGACGUCGAUGUCGACGCCGCACCUGAGCGGCAUCGCAGCCAUCAUCAAGAGCCUGCACCCGAGCUGGUCCCCCGCGGCGAUCAAGUCGGCGAUCAUGACUUCGUCGAACACGGCGGACCACGCGGGCGUGCCGAUCAAGGACGAGCAGUACCGGCGGGCGAGCUUCUACAGCAUGGGCGCCGGGUACGUGAACCCGUCCCGCGCCGUCGACCCGGGGCUGGUGUACGACCUCGGCGCCGGCGAGUACGUCGCCUACCUCUGCGGCCUGGGCAUCGGGGACGACGGCGUGAAGGAGAUAACGGGGCGCCGCAUCGCCUGCGCCAAGCUGAAGGCCAUCACCGAGGCGGAGCUCAACUACCCGUCGCUGGUGGUGAAGCUGAUGUCCCAUCCGAUCACCGUCCGCCGCACCGUGACCAACGUCGGGAAGGCCAACUCUGUCUACACGGCCGUGGUGGACAUGCCGAAGGGCGUGUCCGUGGUGGUGCGGCCCCCGAUGCUGCGGUUCACCAGGGUGAACGAGAAGCUGAGCUUCACCGUGACGGUGCGGUGGAACGGGCCGCCGGCCGUGGCCGGCGCCGAGGGGAACCUGAAGUGGGUGUCGAGCGAGCACGUCGUCCGGAGCCCGAUCGUGAUACCGCCGGCCAAGGCCUCCGCGUAG